Molecule: messenger RNA, 1267 nt
Organism: Daktulosphaira vitifoliae (grape phylloxera)
Lineage: Eukaryota; Metazoa; Arthropoda; Insecta; Hemiptera; Phylloxeridae
Product: replication factor C subunit 4-like
Exons: 2
Coding region: 63-1136 (357 amino acids)
Biological process (GO): DNA-templated DNA replication; DNA repair
Cellular component (GO): nucleus; DNA replication factor C complex
Molecular function (GO): ATP hydrolysis activity; DNA binding; DNA clamp loader activity
Source: RefSeq, a predicted model, not a curated record
UUUUUUUUUAUUAAAGCAACUAUAGUUCAUUUUUUAACUUCCUAUUGAUUAAUUAUCUUAAUAUGGAAUCAUUCUUGAAAACUGGAAAACUUAACCAAGAUUUACAGACUUCUAAUUUAUUAGAAAAACCCAAACAUGGAUCUAAAGUUCUUGAUAGCACUACACCUUGGGUUGAGAAAUAUCGUCCCCGUACAGUGGAUGAAGUAUCUGAACAAUCUGAAAUUGUAGCUGUCUUAAAGCAAUGUUUAGAAGAAGGAGCUGAUAUGCCUCAUCUGUUAUUUUACGGGCCACCUGGUACUGGUAAAACUAGUACCAUUAUAGCUGCUGCUCGUCAAUUAUUUGGAGAUAUGUAUAAAGAACGUAUGUUAGAAUUGAAUGCUUCUGAUGAUAGAGGAAUUCAAGUAAUUCGUGAUAAAGUUAAAACUUUUGCCCAACUAACUGCAUCUGACAAAAGACCAGAUGGUAAACCAUGUCCACCUUUUAAAAUAAUUGUAUUAGAUGAAGCAGAUUCUAUGACUGCACCAGCUCAGGCAGCUCUAAGGCGUACUAUUGAAAGAGAAACAAAAACUACUAGAUUUUGCUUGAUUUGCAAUUAUGUUAGCUGCAUAAUAGAUCCAUUAACAUCUCGUUGUUCAAAAUUUAGAUUUAAGCCAUUGUCACAUGACAUUAUGCUUACACGUCUUGAACACAUUUGCAGGAAAGAAGGUGUACGUUGUGCUCCUCAGGUAUUAGCAAGACUUGUUGAUGCUUCUGGAGGAGAUAUGCGUAGAGCAAUUACAUCUCUUCAGAGUACUGCAAGGUUAAAAGGAGAUGAAGGUAUAGAGGAAGUUGAUGUACUAGAAGUUGUUGGUACAAUCCCAGAUAUAUGGUUAGAACGAAUGAUAGAAAUAGGUCGUACAUAUGAUUACCAAAAAAUGGAUGAUUUUGUUGAAGAAUUAAUUUUUGAAGCUUAUUCAGCAGCUCAAGUUUUAGAGCAACUGCAUGACAAAAUAAUAUUUUCUCCAAAUGUAACUGAUCAACAAAAAGCAUCUAUUUGCAGAACAAUAAGUAUUUGUGCUUAUAGAUUACAAGAAGGAUGUAGUGAGUAUGUUACACUCCUGCAUUUAUUAUGCUCUAUAGCUCAAGCCUUGAAAUAAUAAUUUUUAUUUUAAAAUUGCUAUUAUAUUAAUAAUUAUUUUUUUGAUUAUAUGUUUAGUAUUUUCAAUAUUUUACUUUUUUAUAUAUAAUUAAAUAAUUACUGAAAUAAAUACUUUUUUUUUGUGUUCAA